AUGGGGAAGAUCUUUAUUUGUGUGUAUUUAUUUGUGUGUCCCAGGGCCCCUUCAAUGAUGGCGGCCCUGGGGUUCGUGGCGCAGCAGUACAGCCAGUGCCCCGCCUUCGAGUCGGUGCCUGCGGGCGUGGGCGCGGUGACGACGGCGCCGGGCACGUACGGCUUCGUGGCGCUGUUUCUGUUCGCUGGCGCCAUGGAGCUCGCGGUGUGGACGCAGGACCCGAAGAAGGAGGUGGGCAACUUCGGCGACCCCCUGGGCCUGUCCAACAUCUUCGGCUACGACGAGGACAUGCGCCACAAGGAACUCAAUAACGGUCGCUUCGCGAUGUUCGCGGCCAUCGGCAUCCUGUCCGCGGAGCUGUUGACCGGCAAGGUGGGCCUGAGCCAGUUCUGA
Molecule: messenger RNA, 393 nt
Organism: Prorocentrum cordatum
Lineage: Eukaryota; Dinophyceae; Prorocentrales; Prorocentraceae
Source: the annotation of a GenBank genome assembly